Ictalurus punctatus (channel catfish) is the source of this 4117-nucleotide messenger RNA. RefSeq names its product protein phosphatase, Mg2+/Mn2+ dependent, 1J (gene ppm1j). Gene Ontology annotation, biological process: protein dephosphorylation. The coding region runs from base 313 to 1806 and encodes 497 amino acids. Gene Ontology annotation, molecular function: protein serine/threonine phosphatase activity. The record is from RefSeq and is a predicted model, not a curated record. Lineage: Eukaryota; Metazoa; Chordata; Actinopteri; Siluriformes; Ictaluridae. The transcript is spliced from 10 exons.
GUGGUUACGUCGCGGCGUCACUGCCUCACUCUCAAGGUCCCCCUCCCUUGAUUUUGCACACGCUGUAAAGACAUUCUCCUCACAGCGACCAGACUGACAUGCAGAACUUCUCUGCCUCCUCAGAGCCUCUUGGAUGAUCCACACUCGAUCGGGUGAGGUUGGGGUUUUUUUCCCCCGCUAUGAGGAUACCAUCGUGUGUUCGGACGUCAUACGAGCUCAGGAGCGCUGGCUUCCUGCACCGCGUCUCGCCCGCUGCGCCGCUCCGUUUUCGCUUUUAGCUUUCCCCUGAGUUCCGCGCGCUGUACCGCCGCAAUGAUUAGCAAAGUGAAAAAUGCCAUGUCCUCGCUGGUAGGCGGCAUUGUUCCGCACGGCCACCACCACCAUCAUCAUCCUCAACAGCAGCAGCAGCAGAGCGGAGCGGACUCUCUGCCCCCGCGUUUCCCGUACGCGCGGCCCGACUUUCUGGAGCUGAGCAAUGAGUUGGUGCAGUACGCGGCCGAGCACGCAUCCCGGCCCGUAAUCACACUUCGGAGAGACGCCAAGAUGCCCUGGCGCACCGGAUAUGCAGAGGUGAUAAAUGCAGGAAAGAGUAUGUUGAAUGAGGACCAGGCCUCAUGUGACGUGCUAUACGUGAAGAAGCUGACAAGCAAACAGCAGCGUGCCUCCGUGCUUCUAGAGGACAGUGGGGACACCACAGGUAUCCCCAUGCAUUUCUGGGGUGUAUUUGAUGGUCAUGCUGGCUCUGGAGCCGCCCUCAUGGCCUCCAAACUCCUCCAUCGUCUCAUCCGAGAUCGUUUGUGUGAAGUAGCCCAUCUUUUGGAGAAUCAGAGCAGCCCACCACCCAUCUGCCUAGCUAAAAAUGGGAGUCCCUAUCAGGCUGAGCAAAAGAAGGGAUCCUGCAUGGAUGCAGAAGACCAGGAUGGGCCUGCAGAUCCCAUUGCUCGAUUCCACAUGGAGAAGGUUGUCAGUCUGGAAAGCCUGGUUAUGGGAAUCAUAGAGAAUGCCUUCAAACAGAUGGAUGACCUCAUUGAAAAGGAGAAGGCAUCUUACAGCAUUUCUGGAGGAUGUUGUGCCUUGACUGCUGUGCAUUUGUUAGGGAAACUCUACGUAGCAAAUGCAGGUGACAGCAGAGCCAUAAUUGUUCGCAAUGAUGAGAUUAUUCCCAUGUCUAAUGAGUUCACACCAGAGAGUGAGAGACAACGGCUGCAGUACCUGGGAUUCCUUAAACCAGACCUGCUUGGGAACGAGUUCACACACAUUGAGUUUCCCCGACGCAUUCAGCACAGCGAGCUAGGCAAGAAGAUGUUAUUUAGAGACCACACCAUGACUGGGUGGGCAUAUAAGACAAUUGUUGAAGAUGACCUCAAGUUCCCCCUCAUUUAUGGAGAGGGGAAAAAGGCCCGAGUCAUGGCCACAAUUGGAGUAACACGUGGUUUAGGAGACCAUGAUCUGAAAGUUUACAAUUCAAACAUUCAUAUCAAACCAUUCCUAUCCUGCUGUCCAGAGGUGAAAGUAUACAAUAUUUCAGAGCACAAGCAUGGCCCUGAUGACGUCCUUAUUAUGGGCACUGAUGGAUUGUGGGAUGUGACUUCUGACAGAGAAGUAGCAGAUGCAGUGACAAAAUUUCUGUCCUGCUGUGAGCCUAAUGACCCAAUGAGGUAUACUUUGGCUGCUCAAGAUCUCCUAAUGAGGUCUCGUGGUGUUCUGAAAGAGCGGGGUUGGAGGCUGCCCAAUGACAGACUGGGAUCAGGUGAUGACAUAACAGUGUUUGUCAUCCCAUUGGCUGGGGCAGAGUCAGAGACAUGACAAGGCAGCUCAGUUCUUCUCUGGUGAGCAAAUCAGGACACGGCGCUAAUUCGUGCCGGCUGAGGAAGGGGUGCAAUACCAAAAAAUCCAUGCUAAAUUGAGCUGAAGGGAAAGACAUAUGCAUUGCUCCUCUUCCUCUGACUUUUCAGAGGAAACGUGUCGACUCUUACCUCUUCUUAUCAAGCCUGGGAUAACAUCAUCAUUAAGUGCCACUCUUCUCAUUCAACAUUUCUCACAGAUUUACUGUGAAAGACUUCAGAACACACAAAGCCGCUGUGAUAUAAACAUAUACUCUGUAAGUCUAUUUGGAGAGAUAGAGAAGAAGAGAGAUUAGUGCCAGGUAAAUAAACAGGGUCUUUUAUACAUGACCCGAAGAAAACAGAGGAAUGGAGCAUUGGUGAUAUGAGAUGAAAUCAUGAUGGUUGAGAAUGUAUAGAUGUAAGCACUUUAUCUUUAAGCUUAAAAUUAUCAACCUGUAAUUAAAACUUAGCAAAUUAAUCCAUUUCCUGCAGCUCUCCUAAAUGUCUCCAAAGAGUGUGUCUAUUUGAACACAUGCAUUUCAGUGACUUUGCAGUAGCUUUAUUUAGAAACUAAUGAUCACCAAGAAAAGAAGGGAAGCACAAUUUUCUCAUUAGUCCUGACAAUGACAGGGUCAAACACUUCUCCUUUGGAAAAAGAACAAUAUUAUUGUGAUUGAGGCCAUUGUGUAGAAUUGUCUUGUGGCACUUGUGGGCAGUGGUAGCUCAGUGGUUAAGACGUUGUACUACUGAUUUGCAGUGUUAGGUAAGUUACUCCAAAAAAAUAAGUAAUCCACUACAGAUUACUAAUUAUUACUUUAAAAUUGUAAUUUGAUUACAUUACUGAUAAGGUAAAAUCAGAUUACUAAUUACUUUACUUUUUGAAGUUACUCUGAAACCUAUCAAACCUACAAAAAUACACUACAAUGUGUAACUCGUAGUUCUUUCAGUAAUUUUAGCGUGCGUCAAUGUAUGAAAUGAUCAGAAAAAGUUGGAUUCAUCAUAAAACAUGCCUCGGGUGUUGUCACUGUUUUAGAACUAACAGACCGAUAAAAUAUAAAACUUUUCAAACUAGGCUAAAAAUGGUCUUGAGUCCAUUCACCGAAGAUAUAAAAUUACAACACCGCUGUCUUCUUUUAAUGACAUUCAGUUACGUAGUGACAAACCACUCCAAGUGGAGAAUUAAUCGGGGCUAAAGAAAAAAUCUUUGGGGCUACAGCCCAGGCCAGGUUACGCCCCUGGCAGCCAUGAAAAACAUGAUUUAUUUUAAAAAUGCAUUUUGCUUAAUAUUGUUUUCUUAACAAAUUUUUUAAUGCAAGUAACAUAAUUUUAUUGAUAUCAGUAACUGUAAUCAAAUUACAUAUAUUUGAAAUGUACAAUGUGCGUUACAUUACAGUGUUAUCAGAAAAAAUCAUGCGAAUAGGCCUACAAAGUAACGCGUUAUACCCAACUCUGCUGAUUUGAAGGUCGUGAAUUCAAAUCCCUACUGCCAAGCUGCCACUGCUAGGACCAUGAGCAAGGCCCUUAACCCUCAACUGCUAAUUUGUAUAAAUGAGAUAAAAUUUCAUUCUCUCUAGUGUCUGCUAAAUGCCAUAAAUGUAAAUGAGAUAUACUACUGUAACCCACACCUUGACAAAGUUCUGGAAAAUAGAGGCCAUCAUUUCAACUCUUGCACAUUUGACUAAACCCAGGUUCCCUAACUCUCCACAAAGCCAUGUUCACAAUGAACCUAAAACUUGCAAGGAGGUGGAUUUUUGAUUAUAAUCAAACCCAGAUGCAUUAUUUGUGCACACUAAUUUUCACUUAAACUGUAGCUUUUUUUUCUGAGCCAAGUAUAGAAGCUUAUUAUAUAUUGAGAAUCCCUAUUAAAGCAGCUUUUAGUCCAAGAUCAGCACUUAUAUGGAACCUAGAAACCUACCAUUCAUGAUGAAUUCAUUAUUAUAAUGUAUUAUUACUAUAACUUUCACAUGAGGUACCAUAUUUGUAAAAAUGGGUUGAAAAGGGUUUUAGGUGGCAGCUAGCUUCCCACAAAUAAUGUUUUAAUGCAAACACAUUUCAACAUUAGAGCCAAGGUCCUGAUCCUGAAUUUUAUUUCAAUACCCCAUGCUUAAAUUAUCUUGAACAACCGAUUGUGAAUAUAUGUGAACAUUUGAGUUGAUGCUGACUGCUAACAAACUUUGUUUUUUGCUAUAACAUGUUUAGUUGAUUUGCUGACUGUUUUAUCAUUUGUCAAGCUGUAACACCUAAGCAACUGUGAUUCCUUCAAAAUAAAUCUCCCAUCUUUGAAUAAAUUA